CAUGUCGUAGGACGUCGUAGGAUUGCCACUGCGUUCUGCUGGCCAUGGCUUGAUUGUAGAUGCAUUUCAUGCUUCGUAGGCCUUUGGAACCGAAGCAACAGGCAAAUGCAGCCAGUGGGAGCGCCUGAAGCAAGACGUGGAGCGACCACGGCUGCAAAGGCCAAAGCUGGAACCUCUACAGAUGCUGCGGACUUGGACAUUCAGGUAGAAAUUGGAGAGCAGUUUGAAGAAUGCCUGGAGCUGAAGUGGACCACCACUGAGACAUGUCGGGAGUUUUUUCUUGAGAUGGUCCUAGACCGUGGUGCCAGCGGGAAGCCUUCGAACGACAAGGAUCUGAAGCCGGCCAAGGAUGCCACAGUGAAGCGGGUGAAUAUGGGUCGUGAUACAUCUGGCUCGAUUCAAAACAUGCCGGAAGGAAGGAGCUUCUUGGUGAGGGUCGUCGGCAAAUUGCAGGUGGGCAAGGAAGUCUACAGCCCAUGGACCAGAGCAAUCACCUUGAGUCCAAAGACACGGGACAAGGACCUAGGGAAUUUGGAUCCAAUGAACAUGCCGCGCAUGAAUUGCAACAAUUGCCCUUGCGCGUGCUACGUUCCCUUCCGAUGGGGCUUGAACUCUCCAGGGAGGCUGAGAUGCAGGCGUUGUGGCUGUCACCAUACUGAACAUCAGAUGGUGGAAGUGGGCGAAAUAUUGAAAGCUCGCGAGGUGAAGGCCAAGUCUUCCAUGGGUCGCGAUGUGACACCACUGCCGCAAGAAGCCUUGGAUUGGGAUGAGCGAGAGUGUUCCAUGUGGUUUUGCUCGGGUGGUGCCGUCCACCCGAGGCAGAUUCGGACGAAGUCUCGGUCGAAGCCAAAGAUGGAAGAAGUCAAGGGCCGUGUGUCCAUUGUAACACCAACAACUGAAAGCAGGCACAAGUUCCAUGAACAGCUGUACCGGUGCUUUGACGCACAAACAUGGCCUGACAAGGAGCUGGUGAUUGUGGAGACAUACACUAGCUCACCUUCAGAGUUUUUUGCUCAGAAGGCCCAAAUGGAUCCCAGGGUGGUGUACGUGAAGUUCCAGCGCUCAAUUGGUGAUGACUUUAGCAUUGGGCUGAAGAGGAACGUGGGGACGCACUUGGCCUCUGGUGAAGUCAUUGCCAGCUUCGAUGACGAUGAUCUUUAUGCACCAUCCUAUCUGGACACCAUGGUCAAUGCCUUGCAAGAUCGACGAGCACUUGCAGUGAAGCUGUCCAACUGGUACGUGUACCACAUUGACACCGACACUUGGUCAUUUUGUGACCCAAUCGCGUGGGGACUCACAAAGGGGCUGGAUGAAACCUCUGACAAGGUGAAGAGCUGGGCCUAUGGCUAUGGUUUUUCCUAUGUCUACCGAAGACAGUGUGGGCUCGACCUGUGGUAUGGGAACAUCAACCUUGGUGAGGACUUUAACUGGAUGAUGCAGCUGCAGCUCCGGAGAGGUGAACGAAGUGUCCACCUCGUUCCGGACGAUUUCGGCAUGUGCCUGCAUGUGCAGCAUGGAGGCAACACCUCCAACUCCAUUCCAGUGCGGGAGGUGCCAGAUUCUGAAGCCAUGGACUUGGAUAUUAUGGAGCUGAACCAGUGGAUGCACGCCUCAGGUCCAGCAGGCCGUGCACUCGCUCGAGCUAUAGGACGCAGCAAGACUUCCGGAAGCAAGCAGGUUGCAUGCCACCUGCCGCAUGCCGAAUACCUCAUCGAGAACCCGCCGAAAGCGACGGUCAAUGACUUGUUGAAAGCUCUUGAAGAUCAGCUUCGGAUUCCCUGCGAUGCCUACAAGGUCUACAGAGUGCCUCCACCUGUGGCCUUUGGAGCACAGAAAAAGAUCUACCCGGAGGAACGUCGUGGCCAGAUUGCGGCAGAUGUGCUGGGCAUCUCGUUCCUAGCGAAGCUGCCCGGUGCCGAGGAAAAUCUUCAGCCACACACCAAGUCUGGACAGCAAUGGUGCAAGCUCACGAAGGCGGCCCAACAAUCCCUCCGAGGCACGGAUCGACUGGGGCCACGCGUCGACGACGUUUGGGUGCUUCCACCUGAGCAAGCAGCUGCAGCUGGACUUAGCACUGGGGAGGAAACUUGGGAGGAGGAGGACAAGGUGGCCUGCGCAGCUGCAGAGGAGGAAAGCAAGAAGUCCUUCAUCACACGGGUGACUUGCCAAAGCUCGACCGUCAAGAAGUUCUUCACCACGAAGCAGUCCUUCGGAGUCUACCUUCCGAAAGGUGCAACUGUUAGCCAGCUAAGAUGGGUGCUGGGAAGACACCUUCCAGCUGAGGCGCGAGUGCUUUGCCAGCGCCAAGGGCGUGACAUCCAGGUGAUGCAAGAAACAGACGUGGUGCCCGAGGAGAUCACCGUGUCCGACUUUCGAGGGCCUCGAAGCUUCUACAUGCGCUUUACGGAUGAGCAAUGUGCUAUCGUUCUCCGCUUCAUGCGGUCAUUUUUCAAGAAUCCAGAGAAUCAGAAGCGCUUGGACGAGUUUGAAGCCAGUGCCAAAGGCAGUGGUCACGACUACAGAGCUCAGCUGGUUCAGUUGCUAGCACAUGAAGUUUAUCCAAGGAUCUAUCAGAAGCUGCACGUGCCCGUCAUGGAUGACUUGGACGGACCCAAGCUCAUGCUGGAAGCUAUGUCCAAUGUCUCCUCCAGCAACCUGCAGGUGGUGGAGCUUUGGCUAGAGGUGGAGCUGCUUAUGCGGAACCAGGCAUCAGCUCAAAGUGCUAUUCAGGCUGUGCAAUUCUUCCGCAACCAGGCCAACAAGUCGCAGGGAAUUACAAAGGUCAUCGAACAGCCAUCUUACGAACAUAUCCGUGACGCUGUGCAGAUCAUGAGACAAGUUGGGCCGAGCAUCAGUGGAGCAAUAGUGCAGGCAUUUCCGGGAGCUGCAGGGGGACUGAGGAGGAAGGCCUGGAUGGACAAGGACACUUCCACGGAGUGUUCCACGGAAAGCAAAGCAGAGCCCGACCCAAGAGACGCCGAAGGAGGCGCAUUGGCAACCAAAAAGUCAAUCGGCUUAGCCGAGACCGUUGGUGGAGAUGGUGCAAUCCCGGUGGACGUGCUGAAGGUCGUGCUCGAACGCGAGUUGGAGGGCCAUUUAGGAGACUUUGGUCAAAACUCUGCAGACGAGAUCCUGCAAACCUACAUGCAACCGGACGCCGACGGGGUGGUUGGCUUUCUGCAGUUCUGGAAAGGAAUGGAGGAGAUCCUCCGUGCCCGGGGCACCAUGCGAACCUACGCGCUGACGCCGGCACAGAAGGAAGCCAUCGCAGGCUUUCGCUUUCUGCGGACUUGCUUGCUGGAUAUGGCAGCACGGCAGAUCUCCCAGGGCCGCUCUUCCUUCAGUGUGCGCGAGCUGAGAUAUUUCAUGGACCGCACCAUUGAGCUCACCGGCUUGGAGGGGCAAGACUUCUGGCGUCAAAGAGCGACGCAGCUACCGGAAGACCCCGAAAUGCUGGUCACUGGUGAGGAAGUGGCUUCUGCCUUGCUCACAUGGUUGGAGGAGUUGGUGGGGGAAGGACCAGGUGAGGAUGAGGAAGAAGAGGAGGACUCGGCGGCAGAGGACGAUGAGGAGGAGCCUGAAAGAGAGGCCUCCGUACUGGUGCCAACCCCCAGCAGCACCGGUCGGGCUGGGGCUGGCCGUUGGGCCACCCACCAGCCGUUAGCCAUCCCUGCGCCCAUUGGCCCACCGCCCACACGGCAAGUGCAAAGGCCCAGUCUGGCGUUCGAACGAGGCCUUUCGACCUUGCUUGCAAAGAGUGAGGCCAGACCAACAGUGGCGACAAAGGAGAGUGUGGCGGAGUGGCGGGACGUGAUUGAAUUCCAAGUGUCGCUUGCCCGAUGGAUGAAAUCAGUACAAGGGAAGGAGGACUUGGACCUCAACAAGUUCCACAGCUUCGCCAAGGGCCACUUCGGAAAGCUGAGCGCUCGGCGAAAGUCCAACAUCACACCAAGGAGGGCAGACCGACAUGUGCGUGAGAAUGCGGCCCUCGUGCUAAAGACCAGGCUGCGAGACCUUUUCCUCCGACGCUUGUCCAGUGGCUUUGGCAUGAUGCGCAGAUUUGCAUUCCAAGAGGCUCAGAGCGAUGCCGGAGCAACAUCACCCGAUGAGCCGAGCAUCUUCAAAGAGCUACUGAAAUCUCAGUGCCAGUGUGCCGUGAUGCUUGAGACGCGAGUGCGGCUCUCGCACAGGGCGGGUGGCUUGGCCUUCUGCUUGGCAAAGCUCCAGCGGAAGAGCCUGCGUACUGCUUUCCAAGAGCUCAGCCGCUAUCAAGGUGGCCGUGCCCCAGCCUCGGAUCUGCCGCCCUUGACAGGCUUGGGCUCCAUCAACGCACAGCAGCUUUUCUCUGCCUUUGUUCCCACCAGUCCAUCUCUCAUGGUGGCUGGGAACUUUCUGGAUGGAGCACCCUUUGAAAAGGUCGUUGCACCGCCUCUGCAGGCAGAGCAGACAUCCUGUGUGCUCCUCUUGGAUCACCAGUUGCUCUGCUCCUGCCUCUCUUUCUGGACAACAGUUGUCGAUGUUGCGCGAGCCAGUGCAGCGUGCAGGCAUUGGCAUCGGCUCUUUGCUGGGCAGAAGUGGUUAGAACUUUGCGUGCAGAAUGGCGGGGUGCUCAAAGAGCAGCGCCUCAAGUUAUGGCGGCACCUCACAGCAGUGGCCGAGAUUGAAGCGGGUUGGUGCCGAAAGUUGGGCGUCCAAAGUUCCGCUGACGCCUUUCAUGCGCUGUUGCAGCAGCCACUGUCACAAUCGAAGAUCUCCGAAAUUGAGCGAGAUGUUCAUCGUACAUAUCCUUCUCACCCACGCUUUUGCGGAGAGGAAGGUGUUAGAGGCCGAGUUGAACUGUCUCAGGUGUUGCAGGCAGUGGUGCUGGCAGAGCCCAAUGUUGGCUACUGCCAAGGGAUGAACUUUGUUGCAGCCACGCUGUUGAUACACGUGGACUCGGUGCAGGAGGCAUUUUGGCUUCUUUUGACGUUGCUGCAACGUUAUCACUUCCGAUGUGUUUUUGCCCCAGGGGUCCCACUUGUCCCGCUUAGAGUCUUCCAAUUUGCUGGUCUGGUGCAAAGAAGCCUUCCGCAUCUAUGGCGCCACUUGCGGGAGGAUGGGCACUCCCUGGAGAUUUUCGCACAUCAAUGCGUUUUGACUCUUUUCUCGUACAGCUUGGAGCCUGAUCUUCUGGCUCAUGUCUAUGAUGUUUUCUUCCUGCUUGGAUGGAAGGCGGUCUUCCGGAUAGGCGUAAGCUUGCUGGCAGUCUUGGAAGACCAGCUGUUGGGCAUGGAUCUUGAAGAUAUCUCGCACUUCUUGCACCAGUGCAAACGCCACUUGAAACUGCAGUGCCCGGGUGCUAUUCGUACCCUGCUGCGCUUCGACGUGACUGCCAGCAGCCUGGAAGACUUGGAGUCUUCUUUCCAGCUCGAACGCUUCAAGGUGCUUCUGGCAAAUGUGCCCAGCGACCAUCAGGCCGGAGAUAAUUUGGAGCCUUUGCCUGCGGGAUUGGAACGAAGUCCUGAAAGAAGCUGCUUCUUGGUUGAUGCCAACAGCCUUAGGAGUGAAAAUAUGCCCCGCGGAGGUUCCAGCAGCGAUGCGCCCCUCUCGGCUCCCAUCGAAGUGCCCUACCAGGAGCUGCGGCAGGUGAAGGCCGAGCUCCAACGCUUCGAUGAGCAGACGCAGUUGGAUGUGAAGGAGUUUCGGCAUCGCAUCGCGGAGGCCGAGCGGGAGCUCUCAGGUCUUUUGAGGAGCACCGCAGAGUUUCGGAAGGAGGUGGAUGAGGGUGAAGCAAAAUGGCACAAACAUCAGAGCUACAAGAAGGUUUUGAUGGAUGCUGUGCAGGCUGCCUUGGAUUCCACCAAGCCCUCCGAACCCAUGGAGCAUGCUCCUCAUGAACUGCUGAUCGACUGCCGGGAGAAGCUCCACAGGCUUCAACAUGACAUGCUCGACGCAGACCGGAAGCGGAAGGCAUUGCUGAAGGAGUCGAAUGCUCUUGCAGAAGACAUUGCUGAGCUCAAGGAGGUGAAAGCACGCUCGAUGACUCAAUUGCAGUCCUUCUUGGAGCUCCGAAGCCAGCAGAGGCAGGGGAAACUGAAGAAUGCCUUUGCCCAGCUGCUGCCCAUGAUGCCGUUGGACUUAAGCAGCUUUCUUGAAGGAGCUGCGUAG
Durusdinium trenchii is the source of this 6147-nucleotide messenger RNA. NCBI's taxonomy places the organism in Eukaryota, Dinophyceae, Suessiales, Symbiodiniaceae. The record is from the annotation of a GenBank genome assembly.